Periophthalmus magnuspinnatus is the source of this 4522-nucleotide messenger RNA. It is a transcript of the gene emilin2b, whose product is annotated as elastin microfibril interfacer 2b. Lineage: Eukaryota; Metazoa; Chordata; Actinopteri; Gobiiformes; Gobiidae. Gene Ontology annotation, molecular function: protein binding. The record is from RefSeq and is a predicted model, not a curated record. The transcript is spliced from 8 exons. Bases 40 to 2694 code for a protein of 884 amino acids.
UUACUGAGCGCAUAACACACACACAACUCCAGCGGCACAAUGAAGAACGCACUCUUUUACCUUUUGGUGACUUUACCUGCUGUGAGAGCGUCUCCUUAUCAGUACAAUAUAUUCCAGGGAAACGCUUACUCUGGCACCGAAUCCCGCCAUAGGAAUAAAAACUGGUGUGCAUAUGUGGUGCAGAAAAACGUAAGUUGUGUGGUCACUGGCGGUACGGAGAGCUUCGUGCAGCCCGAAGUUGUGCCGUGUCCGCCAGAGAUGCCAAACUGUGCGCCGCAGGUGAUAUAUCGGACACACUUCAGGCCAAUGUAUAAGAUUGGCUAUAAGAUUGUAUCUGAGCUGGAGUGGAGGUGUUGCCCGGGGUACCAGGGUUAUGACUGUAAGGAGGUCAAAAACACAAACCUGCUGUCACCGGACCAGGCACCCUCUUCUCCGUCAGGUCAUAUUCCAGUGCCGCAAGGUCCACAAGUGAAUGUGGAACGUCCAUGGGCAGGAGAUGGACAGUUUCCCAUUCACACGCGUCACAUGCCUUCAUUUGAUCGGGCUGGAUCCCCAAAUCCUCGACACUUAGAAGAAGAAGUGCAGCAACUCUCCCAGAUGGUCCUAGAUAUGCAAGCCAGGAUGACUGACAUGGCCUCCAGCUUGCGAGUGGACUUUCAGGAGGAUGCCAGUAAAAUGCUGAUGUCCCUGUUGAAUGACCACAGCCAGCCAGCUAGUGUUCAUGGUGCCAAUACACAGACUAUCAGGUUCCAGGACAUCCCUACUGAGCCAGAGACGUGGCUUGAGGUGAUGAACAAGAUCAACCAGGUUACUGGUGAUCUGGAGUCCAAUACUAAUACCGUAGAUGACCUCUUGGAACGGGUCAACCGCCAAGAUGAACUAAUUCAUCUGCUGAUGAAGACAGCAGAGAAGCCUCUAACCACGCCUGGCCCUGGACACAAGCCUGACCUACAACCCUACUUGGAUGAAAAGAUCCAUGUUUUGAGGGAGGAGCUGAUGGAAGGCAUUGAUAUUAAAAUGGCAGACUUGAAAAAUUCUUGUGAAUACAAAAUGACGUCUGUCCAGGAGCUAUGUGAGAGCCAGGAGUCCCACUACCUCAGUCUCACUGAACUUAUGGAUUCAAAAGAGUCUGACCUCCGCAAUGAAAUCGAACAGCUCAAAUCAAAGCUGGAAAGAGAUGGACAGUCUGAAAGUUCUUCUCUGCCAGAUGCAGUUGUGACUCGAGUGGAAAACAUAGAGCGAUGUCUAAACCUUUCUGAGAAGACUUUCUCAAGGCAGUGCGUCUCUUUAGCAGGACAUUUAAACAGAGAUCACUCACAAGCUCUUCAAGAUCUUAAGAGAACUGUGGAGGCAAAGUUAGUCUUUAUGCAGGAUAAACUGGGCUCCCUUUUGGAAAAUACAAGGACAGAGGAGUCAACUCACAAUAUUGCAUUGAACAAAGAUGCUAACGUCACUGGAAACACAUUUAAUUAUUUACAAAAAGGCAUAAAUGAAACUGAAGCUAAAGAAACAGUUAUGGAGAAGAUUCAUCAAGAUAUUGACACCCUUAAAACAACUAUUCAUUUGCAACAUCAAAAACUUGGAGAUAUGGAAAAGUCUAUUUUCAACAACAACCUGCACUUUAAAGAUCUUACCAAAGAACUAAGAUCUGUCAAAAAUGAUCUUGAAAUGACAAACUGCAGCAAAAAAACAAAAGAAGUUGGGGAGGAGCUGGCUCAUCUGGACAGCCGUAUUGUGGCUGUGGAAGGUUUAUGCAAUAAGCUGGAACCCAUCUCUAACAGUCUUCAACGCAUCAAAGAUGGCCUUAACAAACAUGUCACCAGUUUAUGGACUUGUGUGAACCAGCUCAAUAGCACAGUGGAGUCCCAGAGCAGAGACAUAGGCCAGCUGAGAGGAACCUGUCAGAACCUACAGACACAUCUGUCCCAAGUCACCAAAGGUCUGCAGCCUUUCUUAAGCAGCCCUCCCAAGGACACAGCUGAUGACAUCACAGAACCUCCCCAGGCAGGACCCCCUCAGGCAGGACCUCCCCAAGCACAACCUCCCCCGGUUGGACCUACAGGCGAACGUGCUCUGCCUAAAAUGACAGUGAUGGAGUCCGGUGAGGCUGGCCCCCCUGGCAAAAUGAUCUCAUCCCUGUUACCCAAGGGUGCACAUGGCAGCAUGGCUCCUGUUCAGGGCUAUGCAGGAGCCCCAGCCUCUUCAGAUAAAUCUAGUGAGACAUUAAAGCCAAGUCACCCAGUGGUUUCAGUUGAGAAGAUUGCAUUCUCUGCUGGCCUGACUCCACCACCUUUUCUGGGAGACACUGGUACUAUUCGGUUUAACAAAUUGCUGGUCAAUGAUGGAGGAAACUAUGAUCCACACACAGGUAUCUUCACAGCUCCCAUUGGUGGCCGUUACCUGGUGAGCGCUGUGCUUGCCCCCGAGCGAGGUGACAAAGUGGAGGCUGUCCUGUCUGUGUCCAAUCACAGCAUUCAGAAACUGGACUCCUCAGGGUUCUUCUCUGGAGCCGCACAACCACAUAGACAGUGUAACUGCAGCAGUGUGGCUUCCAUCAGCCUGGUCCUGCCUCUCAAACAAGGAGACCGGGUCGGACUUGAACUGACUUCUGGCAAACUGGCCAUUUCAGCCUCAUCUGAGAUCCUGUCCUCUUUUAGUGCUGUACUGCUUUAUGCUACUCCAGUCAAGCAGUAAUUAUGUGCAACAUAUCAACGUGUGUGACUCUGAGGAAGGUUUUAAUUGUUAGUUUGAGCCAUUUACACUUGAUUGUGUGGAAAUGCAGACAUCUAUAUUUAUCAUUUGCAAUUGUGAUGCCGAUAGCAUAGUGAUAUAGAGAAAUGACACGCUCCAGUUUAGCAUUAGCAUUAAAAUUCACUGACCAUGGUAUAAUUCUCUAUAGUAAUGUUCACAAUAUCAGGAUAGUUCCCAUGGCAUAUAAUUUUUUUUUUCACCUUUAUGGCCAAACUCAUAUCCAGUAUGCAUCUCCGUGGUAAGAAACUCCCUGAGUAUAGCUUCAUAAACUACCCUUACAUACAUAUGCACGUGCAAAUAUGCAUGCAUAAAUGUUCAGUACUGUUGGUUAAGGUAACCACUUCAAUCUCCAAUUUGUUCAGCAUUUUAAAAUACCCUUACUCAUCAGUGCAAAAAACAUUUUAUUAACCAGUAAACAUAUUUAUAAGAAUUACUGACAAAAUACUGACAUUAAACUUUUUAAUUUUAAAAUUAUCUUCUUAAUGUUAAAAUUUCAGUCAUUUUAUCAAAAGUGCAAGCCGAUGUCUGCAACAGUGUUGAGCUUUAUGACUAACAAAGCAACAGGAUUUUCUCCAUUUAAAUUAUGUAUUUGUGUAAAGACAUACUUUGUGUUCUCUUCACAGCGAGGUUCACUUUCAUAGAAAGAAUAUGUUAUACUAAUGUGAAGUAAAUUAGCAUUAAGACAAGCAAAGGCUGAAGAAAAAUAAAUCAUGACAUUGUCAAAUCUAAUGCAAAUAAAAAAAACAUAAGACAUUCUCUAACCAUAGGGUAUUUUCCACUGUACUUGGAGGCACUAUAGCAGCAGUAUCUGAGCAGUAUGUAAUAGAACAGCAUAAUAAUUAAGGCUUGAAAAUAUCCAGCUUCUAACUUGUUUGUAAAAGUCUAUAGUUUAAUGUGUGUGUGUGUCUGCUGAUACUAAACUAAAUGUAAUGCCUAACACCAUUAACUAAAGUGCAUAGUAACUUAAAGCAUAAGUAUGUGCAUAUGCUGGGCUGUGUCAAAAAUGCAUAGCAACAUGUCAAAUUCACUUAAGCUCAAGGGAUUACCAUUAGUUCUACUUUAAGGCUGUAUGCAACUGAAAUACAGCGUUAACGUUAUCACUCCAAAAAGAAUGAUGCUGUAUUCCUGUAUAACAAACACUAUGUUGUAAUAACCUGAAAACAAUCCCAGCUGUCCACUGUUAUAAUCCAGUGUACACACUGCAGUGUUUAAAAGCCCAGCUCCUCAAAGCACACUGGGGGAAUUGGCUGCCUCCAGAAGUAGAACGAGCUGAACUCUGGGCAGCAGAAGGUGGCAUUGUGUUGUGUGUUUCUUAAGGGGAACACAUGCUCCACCAGCUCACUCAGGCGGUUGUAUCUAAAGUGGAAAGAGUUGAACAAUAAACCCUUGUCUGUCUGAGACACACACACAGUUGUUGAUGGUGUGAUACUUACGAUGUUUUAUUGCCUUUGGCUAGCUCCAGAAUCAACUCCCCUUUUGGGUUCACUGUAAAGAUCCGGCUCACAGGCACACCCACUUUCUUGUAGGCAAACACAUCCUUAAGACAGACAGGAAAAACUGUAGUUCAAAACAAUAAUUGUGUUUGACUAUAUAUUUAACUUAAAAUAAAAAUGACAAACACUUACAUUGUCUCUGUUUCCAAAAGCUGCGUAGAAGGGAUGAGUGUUUGGGUAGAACAGGUUCUUAAUGUCUGUCAGGCAUUCAAUUUUGAACUUUUCUGGCUUUUUUUCAAUGACUUCUCUAUUAAAAGAAUGAAACGUGUUUCAGUUAA